This is a messenger RNA of Sinocyclocheilus anshuiensis, 1348 nucleotides long. RefSeq names its product ankyrin repeat domain-containing protein 33B-like. The record is from RefSeq and is a predicted model, not a curated record. The transcript is spliced from 4 exons. Gene Ontology annotation, molecular function: protein binding. NCBI's taxonomy places the organism in Eukaryota, Metazoa, Chordata, Actinopteri, Cypriniformes, Cyprinidae. The coding region runs from base 239 to 1348 and encodes 369 amino acids.
UGGGUAUGUAUGUGAUAAUCCGAAACCAAGGCUGGACUUGACUACAACCGGUUCUUGAAGAGCAGAGGAUAUGAUAUGGAAAAGGUGCAUCUAAAAGAUCUUUGAUUUCUGGUUCCAGUGGUUUUCUUCUCUUCAUACCAUCAAGAACUGGUGUUUAGGAUUACCGUUCAUUAUGUGACAGUCUCAUUCUGGAUCCGACGUGGUUUUUGCUUUUGUGUUCCACCUGUUGGAUAGUUAAAUGGUGCUAAUAACUGAGAAUGGUGUUGCAGGAGGUAUACUUCUGGUCAAAGAUCACCAACACGGCACCGGCCAAAACCGAGCGAGAGGCAGGAACAAUGAAGAGUCUUCGAUACAGAGCUCCACUUUUGUGGAGCCAACAGAGGACUCUUAUUAUGCAGAUGAUGAAGACCACCAUCUUGAUGAUGAUGAUGAUGAUGAUGACGUCUACCAAGAAUUCGAGGAGUUGGACUUUUCAGAACUAGCCGAUACCAAGAGCAUUGUGUCAGACGAUUGCUUCUACCCACCUGAUGAUUCGCUCAACUUUGAAAAAUGUCAGAAUCCUGAGAGCCCCGAGCCAAUCAGCUUCUUCAAAGCAUGCUGCACUAACAACGCCAUCAUUGUCAAAAUCAUGAUAAGACAAGGUGUGACCGAGGAGGAGGUACGAGAGGUGGACAAAAAUAACAGAACGGGUCUGAUAGUGGCAUGUUACCAGGGCUAUGUGGAUGUGGUCAUUGCACUUUCUCAGUGUCUAUAUGUGGAUGUGAACUGGCAAGAUAACGAAGGGAAUACGACUCUCAUGACUGCUGCACAAGCAGGCCACAGUAUGAUUACCAACUACCUGCUGAACUAUUUUCCCGGGCUUGACACUGACUGCAGAAACUGCCAUGGCUUCACUGCGAUGAUGAAAGCAGCCAUUCAGGGUCGAGCUGAAUGCGUUCGGUCUCUCAUGAUGACAGGAGGAGACAUUGAAGCAAGGGACUUUGGCCGUAAGCUGACUCCACGUGAAUGGGCCCUGUUUACGGGCCGCUAUGAGACUGCCAACCUGAUGGCCCGACUGAUGGAACAGCCAUGUGCCGGACAGUUUUGUGACUCUUACCACAUGGAGUGGCCUAUGCUAAGCAAACUGGUGGCUCAUUCAAAGGAGCCCAAGUCCUGCUGGAGAAAGUUCUCCGAGUGCAUCUGUAACUUGUUUACCAUCAGCAUGAAGACCAACCCUUUGGAUGAAGGCGUCAUGGACUACAUGGUGCGCAUGACCACAGCUCUUGCCAGCCCGUUCAUAGCCACCGCCUGCCACACCGUGUGUCCGGGCAGCCCUCCGUGUGUAGGAAAACGUAAAGUGUGUUCGUAA